CGACGGUCUCCUUCUCCCCACUCAGUUCCCCGUUCUCCUCCACAGUCCAAGAUGGCAUCGAAGGGCAAGACUCCCGCGGAGUUCGCCACCGACUUCAUGAUGGGUGGUGUCUCUGCCGCCGUCUCAAAAACUGCUGCUGCGCCCAUUGAGCGUAUCAAGCUCUUGGUUCAGAACCAGGGCGAGAUGAUCAAGCAGGGCCGCCUCGACCGCCCGUACAAGGGUAUCGGUGACGCCUUCGUCCGCACCUACCGCGACGAGGGUCUCGUUUCGUUGUGGCGUGGCAACACUGCCAACGUCAUCCGUUACUUCCCGACCCAGGCGCUCAACUUUGCCUUCAAGGACUACUUCAAGUCCCUGUUCGGCUUCAAGAAGUCUGAGGGCUACUGGAAGUGGUUCGGUGGUAACAUUGCCUCCGGUGCCGGCGCUGGUGCCUCUUCCCUCCUCUUCGUCUACUCCCUCGACUACGCUCGUACGCGUCUCGCGAACGACGCCAAGUCCACCAAGGGUGGAGGGGAGCGUCAGUUCAACGGCCUCAUCGACGUCUACAAGAAGACGCUCGCGUCUGACGGUAUCGCCGGUCUCUACCGUGGCUUCGUCCCGUCCGUCGCGGGUAUCAUUGUGUACCGUGGUCUCUACUUCGGUCUCUACGACUCGCUCAAGCCGGUUGUCCUCGUCGGCUCGCUCGAGGGUUCCUUCCUCGCUUCCUUCCUUCUGGGUUGGUGUGUCACGACUGGUUCCGGUCUUGCGUCGUACCCGCUCGACACCAUUCGUCGUCGCAUGAUGAUGACCUCCGGCUCUGCUACCCACUACAAGUCCAUGUUCGACUGUGGUUCCCAGAUCAUCGCCAAGGAGGGUGUCCCGUCGCUCUUCAAGGGCGCUGGUGCCAACAUUCUCCGUGGUAUCGCUGGUGCCGGUGUGCUGUCCUUGUACGACAAGUUCCAGGAGCUCGCCUUCGGCAAGGUCUACGCUGGUGGCUCCGGUUAAGCGUCUCGAGACUUGGACACGAGUCGGGGCUCAUAAUCGUUAUUCACCGUGCUUUGCGAUCUUUAGACACUUCCCGGUACUUAGGAAUACCCUACAUAGCUUGCCUAAAAUCUUACCGCCG
This is a messenger RNA of Schizophyllum commune H4-8, 1105 nucleotides long. RefSeq names its product ADP/ATP carrier protein. NCBI's taxonomy places the organism in Eukaryota, Fungi, Basidiomycota, Agaricomycetes, Agaricales, Schizophyllaceae. The record is from RefSeq and is a predicted model, not a curated record. Bases 52 to 984 code for a protein of 310 amino acids. Gene Ontology annotation, molecular function: ATP:ADP antiporter activity. The transcript has 9 exons. Gene Ontology annotation, cellular component: mitochondrial inner membrane. Gene Ontology annotation, biological process: mitochondrial ADP transmembrane transport; mitochondrial ATP transmembrane transport.